Molecule: messenger RNA, 766 nt
Organism: Anopheles moucheti
Lineage: Eukaryota; Metazoa; Arthropoda; Insecta; Diptera; Culicidae
Exons: 3
Coding region: 56-439 (127 amino acids)
Source: RefSeq, a predicted model, not a curated record
CACAUUAGUUCGGUUUUUGGUCUUGACUUGGACAGUUUACUUUUGCAUUCCGGUCAUGACGCGUGCAUUCGUUUUGUUAUUGUUUGCCAUCGGUUGCUUCGAGUUUUUAGUGGAUGCAAAGAAAGAUGAGUCCCAUAAUGGACCAUUGCUCGAUACUUUGCUGCGCUACCGACGGCAGACAGCGGGAGUAAACUACGGCUUUCCCACGUUUCCCGAUUUCCCGAAACAAGCCCAAUUUCCUACCUUUGGACAACAGAAUCUUGGAGGAGGAGAAUCCGGAGCCACAGGGGGACUAUUUUCACGUAGUGACUUUUCGGAUUUUAUGCCAGAUCCCUCGCAGCUCAAGGGCAAUCAAGCAUGGACUACGAAGAGUUGCGUCUAUGAUGCGAAGGGAAAGGAAAAGUGCGUAGAACAACGUGGUGAUAAGCCGAAACACUAGACGUGAAUACAACUUGAUAAUGACAAUAAAUUUCCCUAUGGUGAUAGUCUUGAUAUUUGUUUUCUCGGCUAAUAUACAUAACUUUGGUUUAUCAAUGUUACUUCCAAAGCAUUUUCAUGAAAAUGGCCGUUCUUCUCGAAUAAAAAAAUACUUACAAUUCAUCAAGUCAAAUUUUAGAGUCAAGUUUAAAUGUCACGUUUUGAACCAAAGUUAUUUUAUCUGAUAAAGAGAUGUUCAGUAACGGGUAAUUUAUGCAACGCUGAUGUGAUAUUCUAGAUAGUUUGUGCUUAAUAAACAAACACUAUUAGAAGCAUAAUUUUGUUAGCA